GUUUUUCGCGGACUUUGGCCGAGACCUUGCUUUGGUUAAGGCCAGCUUAAGGCCACACCCUCCCCACUCAUAUAAAAGGCCACCACACACUCUUCAAUCCACCAGUGUAUCCUCACACAAGACGCACAGACCUACUUACAUUAUGUACAAGCUGGUGGUGUUGUCUGCCCUCGUGGCUUUCUCCUCAGCCGCCCCCAGCGGCCUCCACUACGCCGCCGCCCCCGCCGUGGUGCAUGCUGCUCCCGCAGUCUACCAUGCCGCCCCCGUGGUCCAUGCCGCCCCCGCCGUAGUCCAUGCCGCCCCCGCCGUCUACCAUGCCGCCCCCGCAGUUGUGCCUGCCGUAGCCGUCUCCAAGACCGUUCACUACGCGCCCACCCCCGUCGUCACCGGCUACACCUCCUCGGUCAUCAAGCCCGACCUUGGCGGUCACCUGGCCACUCCUUAUCAUACUGUCUCCAAGACCCCGGUCAUCGCUCCAGCUCGUGCUGUCGAUACUGUCGUCCCUCAGGUCACCCAUGUCCAGCCUGAGGUUUCCGUCCAGAAGGUCGCUUACGACGUUCCCGUGCACACCCCUUACAUCAGCGAAGUCGAGGUUAAGACUCCCGUCGUCAAGACUGCCCCCGUCGUUGUUCCCGCCCCCGUAGCCGUUCCCGCCCCCGUCCCAGUCAUCAAGGCCGCCCCCGCACCAGCUGUCUACGCCGCUCACGCCCCAGCCGUCUACGCUGCCGCCCCCAAGGCUGUCUAUGCCGCCCCCCACGUCUACGCCGCCCCAGCACCCAUUGUCAAGUCGUACGUUGCCGCCCCCCAUGUUUACGCCGCCCCCGCUCCAGUCAUCAAGGCCUACUAAAUAGUUUACCGACUAGAUAGCCUGGGUCUCAAAAAUCCUGUGCCGCCCCCUUUGAAAAUAGCUAAAUUAUUUCCCAAAUUUAUCAAAAUCUAUUAGUAAAUCAUGAGGGCUUAUCAAAACAAAAACUCAGACGUUAACAUUUAUCAAGGUCUACAAAUUUGUUAAACAAAUAGCCUUUGAAAUGGCUGCCUUGAAAUUAUGUAGUCAUCUUCCUGGACUUUCUUGAUGAUAACCAACUUUGUGAAAAUCCCCAAAGAUUUAUAAUACAAAAACGAGAGGGCAUAAAACAAGUUUAGACUGCACUAAAUGGUUUAAUUUUCCUAAAGUACUUUGGUGUAGUUUACUGUUGUUUUAUUGUGUGAAUGGAGGUAUCCUAAUAAAAUAUUGAUUAUUUUAUACAAAA
Nilaparvata lugens (brown planthopper) is the source of this 1250-nucleotide messenger RNA. RefSeq names its product cuticle protein 16.5-like. The record is from RefSeq and is a predicted model, not a curated record. Lineage: Eukaryota; Metazoa; Arthropoda; Insecta; Hemiptera; Delphacidae. The coding region runs from base 143 to 847 and encodes 234 amino acids. The transcript has 3 exons.